GUGUGUGUGUGUGUGUGUGUGUGUGUGCGUGUGUGUGCGUGUGUAGAAAGAGAGAGAGCGAAUGUGUUUACGUGUUUCUAUACUGUGCAUUAACAUCCAGGAAGUGAUAAUGAUCAAGCAGUGAUGCAGGAGCUCGUGUGCACUUCCCUAACCUCAAAGCAAGCAGUAGUAACCGGAGUCUCCCGCGAGGAGGCUUCGCUGGAAAGAGGCCGAGAGAAAAUUCUCUUCGAUUCCUAGAGAAGGACAGAGCAGGGACGCGGUGGGUGAUGGCCGGCUUCGUUGUGAGGGGUGGGAGUGAGGAAGCCCCGCGGUGGUGUUUUCGGCAGAGGUUCUUGGGCUUCCUGACGUUGCUCCUCGUAGUCCACGCCCACAGCAUCUCCGCUGGUGUCCUUGGCAGGGAGAGAACACAAGAGGGCAUUUACGACCAUACCCUCAACGGCAACGUGGACAAAUACCACUACCAAGACAAAUACGAUUAUGGCGACAUGUACCAGCAUGAUAACGAAAGUCUUGAUCGUACCUGAGGCAUACACAAAUAACAACAUGAGACUGGUAGGGUGGAUUAUUCUGGUAGUCAUAAUAAUGUGUUUGCGACUGGCGUGUUAUCUCCGCUGUAAAGACGACGACGACGGUCCCAGGGCAAGGUCACGAGUCAUCCUCAUCCGCCAGCACAUUCCUGUUCCUGUAGAAGACCCUGCUGCGUCCCAAACCAGGUGCGAUCGAGAUUCGGGAGCCGCCACCACCCCGUCACCAGGCACGGAGGAUUCCACAGAUGAUGCUCCUCCUCCUUAUUCUGCUAUAUGCCCGGAAACCUCUCGGGCGCCUCAGUGAGCACGAAAGCCUAUCAGGAACGAAUCAAGUACGUGCUGGAAGCCUGGAAUGUUCAAAGACUUGCUGAACGUUUGAAGUUAUCAAGUACCCCAAUCAAAGUUUGAGUUGUUAAGGAGUGGCUUAAAGUCCCAAGUUAGCUAGUGUUCAGGAAAACUUCAAAUCUGUCAACUAACAACAAAGAAAAAGAAGAA
Molecule: messenger RNA, 1022 nt
Organism: Penaeus monodon (black tiger shrimp)
Lineage: Eukaryota; Metazoa; Arthropoda; Malacostraca; Decapoda; Penaeidae
Exons: 2
Coding region: 478-831 (117 amino acids)
Source: RefSeq, a predicted model, not a curated record